GGCUACACGGACGAUAAACAACCAGAAGCUGAAUUCUAAAGGUUUGGAAGGCGGUGAAAUUUCAAUGGGUCUUAUGCUUUCUCCGAAAUCCGGCAUCGAGCUUAUGCAGAACUGUGAUUUGCCUCCACCCCUCAAAGUCUUUUCCGGCCCGGAUAAGAAAGUCAUACCACCCAUGAAUAGUUUGAUAGGCCAGGAAGAGGAGGCGGUGGCAUUUCCGAUGUCGAGAAGUGGGUCCGAGGGGGAGAAUUUGGAGCUUUUAAGGGCCUUGCGGCUAUCACAAACAAGAGCAAGAGAAGCAGAGAGGAAAGCUCAAGUGCUGGUUAAGGAGAGAGAUACUCUUUCCAAUGCAGCAGCAGCAAAAGCUAUUUGGGCAGUUGUUAUGAAGAUUCAACGGAGGAAGAUGAUGCUAAUGAAGAAGGCAAGGGCAGGAUGA
This is a messenger RNA of Ilex paraguariensis (yerba mate), 433 nucleotides long. Lineage: Eukaryota; Viridiplantae; Streptophyta; Magnoliopsida; Aquifoliales; Aquifoliaceae. The record is from the annotation of a GenBank genome assembly.